Molecule: messenger RNA, 366 nt
Organism: Fraxinus pennsylvanica
Lineage: Eukaryota; Viridiplantae; Streptophyta; Magnoliopsida; Lamiales; Oleaceae
Source: the annotation of a GenBank genome assembly
AUGCAAGAAAUGGAAACAAAUUCCAAAACCAUUUUUCUCUUUCAAAUCCUUAUCUUCUCAUACUUUAUCAGCAUUAAUAUUAUUGCUGUAAGAGGCGUCAAUAAUAUUGCAAAUUUCUCUCCAUGCAAUGGUUCAAUAGCAGAUUGUGAUGAAGAAUUGGAGAUUUUAAUGGAGUCUAAGAUAAGCAGAAGAAUUCUUGAAGAGAAGAAAUACAUCUCACCAGGGACUUUGAAUAGAGAUCAGCCAGUAUGCGAUGGUGGUGCCAGGGGCAAGCCGUACACAGGCGGUGGCGGUUGUGUUCCUUUCCCGUCAAACCCCUACCACAGAGGUUGCCUCCAAUAUUAUGGCUGUCGGGGUGAUGUAUAA